Messenger RNA from Cuscuta campestris, 722 nucleotides. Lineage: Eukaryota; Viridiplantae; Streptophyta; Magnoliopsida; Solanales; Convolvulaceae. The record is from the annotation of a GenBank genome assembly.
GACCCAGUAUCGAUUUUGUCGGGUCAACGCCACGAAAAAGCGGUUUCCAUCAAUAACAUUCAUUCUCUUCAAAAUAGCGGGAAUGAUCAUCGACUUCGGUACCGUCAUAACCCGUCUCCCACCGGCAGCUUACGAGGCACUCAAAUCCACCUUUGUGAAGGAGAUGAAAUCUUACAAAAAUGCCCCAGGCGUUUCCAUACUGGACACCUGCUUCGACUUCAGCAACACCACCGAGGAUAAGAUUAAGUUGCCGAGGAUAGGCUUUGAGUUCAGCGGGAACGUGAGUGUUGAUUUACCGGCCAGCGGGAUCCUGUACGUGAUUGAAAGCAACUUGUCAAAGGUGUGCUUGGCCUUUGCCGCGGUUUCACCCACACCUGAGAACAUCCACCUUCUCUUGCAAUUUGAUGGCAAAUGGGAUGGUAAUGGUGUUUUCUCUUACACAUAUGGAUAUGAGAUCGACAUUCCGAUUCAGGCUCCAUAUAAAGACUUAGCUUGCUGGAGAUAAUUCGUAAUACAGAUAUGUCUUCUUAUAAAAAUUUUGUUUUCAAGAUUUCGUAUAUGUCCAAUUCAUGCUCAAGUCAUGUCGUGAUUGACAAUGAUGUGAGCCUUCAUGUCUACCUUCGUCUGAAGAGCACAUAUCCCUCUCUAUGCGACUUCCCUUUGUGCGUUGAGUUAUGUCAAUUUGUAGAAAUGACUGUUUAUAAUAAUGGAGGGUCAGUCCC